Chinchilla lanigera (long-tailed chinchilla) is the source of this 4047-nucleotide messenger RNA. It is a transcript of the gene Ppef1, whose product is annotated as protein phosphatase, EF-hand calcium binding domain 1. The transcript is spliced from 18 exons. Gene Ontology annotation, cellular component: cytosol; nucleus. The record is from RefSeq and is a predicted model, not a curated record. Gene Ontology annotation, molecular function: calcium ion binding; manganese ion binding; iron ion binding. Lineage: Eukaryota; Metazoa; Chordata; Mammalia; Rodentia; Chinchillidae. The coding region runs from base 1691 to 3619 and encodes 642 amino acids. Gene Ontology annotation, biological process: detection of stimulus involved in sensory perception.
CUCAGCCUCCGGAGCUGCUAGGAUUACAGGGUGCACCACCACACCCAGCUGUUAUUAAGAAUUUCAAACCGUAUCAGCAGAGUAUUAAACCUCGCACGGGACCUGUGUGAUUGUACAGAUUGCCGCCCCAAGCCAGCCUCUGUGCCUCCAGGACUGCGGCCAAGGAGGGAGCUGGGCCCCUCCAGCACAAAGGGUCCCAGGGUCUCUUUCCUCGGUAUCAUUGUCAGUGUCAUUUUGCCUUCUCCAGGGCUUCUGGAUGAAUCUUUGUCACCACCCUAGGAUUGCUCACCCCCCUCAAGUGUGAACACCCUUAAAAACCAUUUGGGGUGGGGUCACUUUAAGAGCUCAGUUGGACAUGACCUGCAGGCAACAGUUGUCCUUUCCCCUGGCGUCAUCCUCUGAGGUUGACAGGAUGAUGGAGAAAUCAUACUGAUCUUACCAAGGUAACUGGGUCAAGCAGCUCUCCUCUCCCUGAGGGAGCCCCUGGAAGAAGUAAGUGGGGGGAAUGAGCCCUAAACUGGGGGUCAUGAUCUGAGUCUUAGUCCUGUUGUGACUACUCAGCAGCUGAGAACUUUUGAGGUACAUCAGUUCACCUCCCAAGUACUGGUCUCCUCUGAAAUACACGGGUUGGGCUAGACACGCCCCACUCCUUUGGGUCUAAAUGUUACCCCAUUUUCCAGGUAGAAAGAUGGAGGCAGUUACCUAUCAUAUGAUGAUUUCCACAGAACUUAUUAGAGGCAAGCCCGAAGCCAGUGCUGGGCUUUCCUAGUUCUGUUUGCUAUGUCCUCAGUUAGCUUCCUGUAAUAUUCAUCACAGGGCCCCCCUUUUGGUCUGACUUUUUGUUGAUACUUUUCGAGAGACCACUUGAGCACUUGAUGCCUACAUUGGUAGCCAAGAGAUGAUCAUGAGUGGCCCGCUAAUGUGUGUAACAGAGGUUUCUGCCUUUAGUGAAAAACUCUUGUUCCUUUUCUCUGUUUUGAACAAAAAGGAGGCUUUAGUGAGAAGUUCAAAGAGGAGACUCCUGCCCGUCUCAAAGUAUAGUCAUGAUGUCUAUUACUAGUGAAGUACUAUACAGUUUAGUUACUCUUGGGCAACAGCCCUGUGAGGUAGUCAUGAUGGGUGGUUUUUGUUUUGAGAUAGGGUCUUAUGGUGUAGUCCGGGCUAGUCUUGGCCUUGAAAUUGCUAGGUAGCCCAGCCUCGGGAGUGCUGGGAUUAUACACCACCACACCCAGCUUGGGGUCAGUAUUACCAUCUCCAUUUGUCAGCUGAGUGCCUUGCCUUCUUUUCUUCAACACAGAUAUUCAAUGGAUCUUAAAAGUGAGGACCUCCCAAACAUGGUUCCACUGGGGCUCAAACCCAAGACCUUCUCCGUGUGAAGCAGACAUGAUAACCACUACGCUAUGGAACCUCCACAUGAAGGAACCUCAUUGUUGGCCUCAUAGUAUCGCGUCAGCACCAGCAUGACCAUUCAGCUGUAGAGUGGCAGAGACUGGGAGAACACAUUUCUGCUCAACUACAGGAAAGCCAGAGAACAUCUGAGAAGAGGCUAAAAUCUGAAUUUUGCAAACAAACAAGAAUCUAUAAUUGAAAAGGAUCAGCUAAAAGUGACUCUUCAGCACAAAGAGGGGGGACUUGUCACACUUCUUGGAAUCAACAGUUGAAUUCUUGAGCAUAACAUGCUUUAGAAGCCAUGGGCUGUGGGAAUUCUGCACUGAACAGCAAGAAAUCUGAGAAAGCGCUGAAAGCCGCAUUAGUCAUCCAGAACUGGUACCGAGGUUACAGAGCUCGGCUGAGGGCCAGACUGCAAUAUGCCCUUGCCAUCUUUGAGUCCGUUGAAUAUGCUGAUGAACAAAGCCAAAUGCAGCUAUCUGACUUCUUCUCCUUCAUGUUGGAAAACUACACACAAAUACGUAAGGACGAUCCAGAUUUAUCAAAUCAACUUCUCGAAAACACCAAGGAUAGACAGGAGUAUAUAGGAUUGAUAGAGGUCCCAGAUUCCUACGAUGGUCCACGACUGCAAUUUCCCCUCAGUUUUACUGAUAUCGUUUUACUUGUUGAGGCCUUCAAGAAUCAAAAGAUACUUCAUGCUUAUUAUGUCUUGGAGGUGCUAUUUCAAACCAAGAAAUUCCUAAAGCAAAGGCCAAAUUUCACUCAUGUAAAAACUUCUUCUUCCAAAGGCCUAACAAUCUGUGGUGAUUUGCAUGGGAAACUGGAUGAUCUUUUCUUGAUCUUCUAUAAGAAUGGUCUCCCUUCAGAGAACAACCCGUAUCUCUUUAAUGGUGAUUUUGUAGAUCGAGGAAGAAAUUCCAUGGAGGUCCUAAUGAUCUUGUUUGUGAGUUUUCUUGUCUACCCAAAGGACAUACACUUGAACAGAGGAAACCAUGAAGAUUUUAUGAUGAAUAUGAGGUAUGGCUUCACAAAAGAAAUUUUGAAUAAGUAUAAGAUAUAUGGAAAAAAAAUCUUGCAAACCUUGGAAGAAGUCUACCCCUGGAUCCCAAUUGGCGCCAUCAUUGACAAUGAAAUCCUGGUCAUACAUGGUGGGAUAUCCGAAUCCACAGACUUGAAUUUACUCCACCGCAUAGAAAGAAGCAAAAUGAAGUCGGUGUUGCUACCUCCAAUGACAGGAUAUUCCACCGAGCCAGAGAAAAAGAAAACAGGUGCAAUCAUCAUGUCAGGGAUAAUCACAUCAAAAGAUUCCUCUUCUGAACAGUUACCGAAGCAUGAGUGGGAACAGAUUGUUGACAUUCUUUGGAGUGACCCCAGAGGCACGAAAGGCUGUUUUCCAAACACAGGCCGAGGAGGGGGCUGCUAUUUUGGACCAGACAUUACUACCACUAUGCUUAAUAAAUACCACUUGAAGAAGAUCAUUAGAUCUCAUGAAUGUAGGCCUGAAGGCUAUGAAAUCUGCCAUGAUGGAAAGGUUAUUACUGUAUUUUCUGCUUCUAAUUAUUAUGAAGAAGGCAGCAAUCGAGGAGCUUACAUCAGACUGGGUUUUGGCAUGGCCCCAGAAUUUUUCCAGUACCAAGUAACUAAUUCAACAUGCUUGCAGCCUCUUCACCAAAGGGUGAGUGUUAUGGAAAGCAGUGCCAUCAGAAUAUUAAAAGAGAGAAUUAUUUCACGAAAAACCGACCUCACUCAUGCUUUCCAAGUUCGAGACCACGUUAAAUCAGGAAAAAUUUCAGUGACCCAGUGGGCUUUUUCCAUGGAGAGCAUUUUGGGGCUGAAUUUACCGUGGAGAACCCUGAGUUUGCAUCUGGUCAACGUAGACAAAGAUGGAUAUGUUGACUACAUGUCCAGCUUCCAGGAUAUGCGCAUUGAAAAACCAGUGAAAGAGGCUGAAUCUGCCAUAAUUGAAACUCUGUACAGAUACCGAACUGACCUGCAAAUGAUAUUUAAUAUCAUUGAUUCUGAUCGCUCAGGCCUGAUCUCCAUGGAGGAAUUUCGGAACAUGUGGAAACUUUUCAGUUCUCACUACAAUGUUCAAAUUCGUGAUUCUCAGAUUGAUGAGCUUGCCAGCACAAUGGACUUAAACAAAGAUGGAAGCAUUGACUUCAAUGAAUUUUUAAAGGCUUUCUAUGUAGUGCAUAAGUAUGAGAAGUCAAACAAAUCAAAUACCUAGGAUUCUCCCUACUAAUGAAGGGUUUCCCCUCAGGCUCCUUAUAAACAGCUGAACUCAAAUUACACAGUCUUUUCCAGGACCCUUGAAAUUCAUAGUAAUAGACAAAAGUAGAUCCCUCACCCACACCACAAGCAGAUGUACAGACUGGAUGUUUGAAGCCCUUAACAACCCGAUUUGCUAAGACAAGGUUAAAUGUCAGCUGGUAGGAUUUGCCUCCAGUGUUAGGACUCAUACAUUGCCAGUUAGAAACUUCGUUUGAGCCUAGUGUGGAUUUCUUUGAUGCCACUGAACUGGGAGACCAGUGCAGAUUAGAAACACUGAAAGGGAGCCACAGAGGACUAGAGCAAACUAUGAAGUGCAACAUCUGGAAGUGACGGAGGGAUGGGAAGAGGAAUAGCAAACUAUUAAUAAAAUAAACUGCUUCAGUA